AUGGCGCAAGACGACAAGUUAUUUAUCGAUAAACUUAUCGGUGCAAAGAAUUGGCAAGUGUGGAAAUACCAAAUGCAAGCUAUACUUGAAUCGAGGGAAUUGUGGAGACACGUCGAUGGAUCGGUGACUAACCCAGACGCUUCUGACAGCAGUUCAGGGGCAAGAAUAGCCUUCUUAAAGGCACAAAAGAAAACAAAAGCCCUCCUUGUAACGAGUAUCAACUCGGAUCUGGUAUAUCUGAUAACCGAAUGCCAAACACCAAAGGAAAUCUGGGAUAAAUUGAAGGAACGCUUUGAAAGAAACACUGUGGCAAACAAAUUGCUUUUAAAGCAGAAAUUCUUUUCUAUGAAAAUGGAAGAUUCUGAUUCUUUGGUUGAACAUCUACGUCACAUGAAGGAAAUCACUGACCAACUUGCAGCAAUCAAGGCAUCAAUCCCUGAGGAUGAGCAUAUUGUAGCCCUUUUACUCAGCCUUCCACGAUCAUACAACACUCUAAUAGCUGCAUUGACUGCAAAGGGAGAUGAGCUUAGCCUAGAUCAAGUGCAUCAAGCACUCUUGAGUGAAGAAGAAAAGCGUAGCUUAUACAAGAGCAAGGAUGAUUGUGGCAAAAUCGAUAAAGGUGAGAUGGCUUUGCAGCAUGAUAAAAACAAUCGAUGGCCCAUCAAAUGCGAUGGAUGUGGGGAAGAAAACCAUGUGAUCAAAAAAUUGUCCCAAAAGAAGGAAAGGGGAGAAUAA
Messenger RNA from Xenia sp. Carnegie-2017, 735 nucleotides. RefSeq lists its product as uncharacterized. The transcript has a single exon. Bases 1 to 735 code for a protein of 244 amino acids. Lineage: Eukaryota; Metazoa; Cnidaria; Anthozoa; Malacalcyonacea; Xeniidae. The record is from RefSeq and is a predicted model, not a curated record.